UCUAGAUCGUGCAGAAUUUGACGCAUUUGGAAUUUGACUGUUACAAUGGCACGUACCAAGCAGACCGCUCGCAAAUCGACUGGAGGAAAGGCGCCUCGGAAACAGCUGGCCACUAAAGCUGCAAGAAAAAGUGCCCCAGCCACCGGUGGCGUGAAGAAGCCCCAUCGUUACAGGCCUGGCACUGUGGCUCUCCGUGAAAUCCGUCGGUAUCAGAAAAGUACGGAGUUAUUGAUCCGUAAAUUGCCAUUCCAACGACUUGUUCGUGAAAUCGCUCAAGACUUUAAGACGGAUCUUCGCUUCCAAAGUUCUGCUGUAAUGGCUCUUCAAGAAGCCAGCGAGGCAUAUCUUGUCGGUCUUUUCGAAGAUACGAACUUGUGCGCUAUUCAUGCCAAGCGAGUUACCAUCAUGCCUAAAGACAUCCAACUGGCACGUCGUAUCCGUGGCGAGCGAGCUUAAUUAAGCGUUACGUAUAUAAAAGAAAUUAUUUAA
Cyphomyrmex costatus is the source of this 489-nucleotide messenger RNA. Its product is annotated as histone H3. Gene Ontology annotation, molecular function: structural constituent of chromatin; protein heterodimerization activity; DNA binding. The transcript has a single exon. The coding region runs from base 46 to 456 and encodes 136 amino acids. Gene Ontology annotation, cellular component: nucleosome. Lineage: Eukaryota; Metazoa; Arthropoda; Insecta; Hymenoptera; Formicidae. The record is from RefSeq and is a predicted model, not a curated record.